Molecule: messenger RNA, 1314 nt
Organism: Thlaspi arvense
Lineage: Eukaryota; Viridiplantae; Streptophyta; Magnoliopsida; Brassicales; Brassicaceae
Source: the annotation of a GenBank genome assembly
AUGGGUGUUGUCCGAGAGAGCAGGGUCGAGGUCAAGUCGAUACUAACCGCGGUAUCCAGCAAGCCGUCUGGAUCGAGUCGGGUUCACCCGUUUAGCGCCUUAGACAACGCCAUGAGUCCCCAUACGGUACACGUCAUCUUCUACUACGCUCGUAGUCCAUUCGGAUCAUUUGACCUCGACUCGGUCCGGAUCCCCUUAUCGGAGCUCCUUUCCAUGUACCCGCCCGCUGUUGGUCGGGUCACCAAAAAUCCAGACGGGGUCUGGGGUGUCAAGUGUAACGACGCCGGACUUCGAAUUUUGAAAGCCAAAGUUUCUGUUGGCAUUGAUGAAUGGCUGAGAUCAGCCGAUGGACAUGAGGAAUCUCAUCUAACGGCUUGGGAAGACAUGCCAGAAGAUCCCUCUACGUGGUCUCCAUUUCGUCUACAGAUAAACGAAUUUGAAGGGGGUGGUGUAGCUAUAGGCCUGAGCUGCCCACACAGACAUGCAGACCCAACAACACUAACAAUUCUGUUAAAGUCAUGGACGGAAGCCCAACGCCGUCAGUGCAUCGUUCAUCCUCCAUCCUUUUCACCCCUGCCCUCCUAUUUAACGGAUACUGCCGCCGUUAAAUACGACCGUGAGUCAUACGUGAAGCCCACUGCUUGGCCCAUUUCAACCAAAACAGCCACCGCCACGUUUAAAUUCUCUGGGGCCGCUUUCAAGAGAUGCCUCGACGAAUACUCUAUCGACGGAAUAUUCCCUAAAGCCUCGCCGUUCGAUGUGUUCGCCGCUCUUUUCUGGACACGUGUCGCUCUGGUGAAGGAGCGCAAGAGCGAUCGAGUCUGUAUGUGUGUGGAUUUCAGGAGGCUAUUGCCUAAUCCGCUUCCUUACGGUUUCUUCGGAAACGCUUUGAACUUUUCGUCUCUUGAGAUGAGUGACGUAAUGGAUAAGGGGAUUCGACACGUGACACGUGUGAUAAACGAACACGUGGCGAGUUUAGACGCUGACAAAAUCCGGUCGGAUUUGAAGCGGGCUGGGUCCCAAGAGAAAAUGUACGGUGCGGAUUUGACGAUUGUGAACAUGGAGCAUAUGAUCGUAGACGGAGAGCCGUUGAUGUACGAAACUGUGUUCGAGGACGGCGUCAAGCCUGUGCACGUGAGUUACCGGAUCGGGAACGACGGCGGAGAAGGGGUGAUCACGGUGAUGCCGUCACCGGAGAAAGGGUUUGGGAGGACAGUUACGGUGAGUUUGCCAGAGGAGGAGAUGUCGAAGUUACUUUCGGAUCAAGAAAUCCUCCGAUUCGAGCCCAGGAUUAUUCUAAGCGGUGUAAUGUGA